AUGGAUACCCGAAAGCGUCGCUACGUAAGGUCCACCACAGCUCUGGCUGAGCCUGAGGCUGAACCGAGAGCUGCAGCGGGAGCAAGUUCCACCGCCUCAGACGAGUCAUUUGCUAAAACUAAAGUUCUGGAGCUGCAAAAAGUGAAGGCCCAGCUCCAGAUUGAAAAGACAAAGUGUUCUUUUCUUGAAGAGAAGGUUAAAGAGCUUCAAGCUGAUAAAGCCUUCCUACAGAGCCAGCUGACAUCACAAGGGAAAGGCCAGUCUUCAAGUUCAGCCAUGUCUUCCAGCAUAAAGAUAUCUUCUGACUCAGAGUCUGCUGGGUCCUUCAACUUUUCGCUGCUAUCUGAUGAAGAGGCUAAACCACGUGUGAAAAAUGAGAAGUCAUCCCACUACGAUAACCCACGGAUGAGAAUGAAGACUAUGACUGGUGUGAUAAACCGGUACAAGAAGGCCCUAAAGUAUUACAAGCAGGCUGGAUCAAUGAAGAGAGCUUUUGACCGCCUGGGUGUGGACAGGAACACGAUUGCCCUAUAUUCAUAA
Messenger RNA from Pygocentrus nattereri (red-bellied piranha), 540 nucleotides. Its product is annotated as coiled-coil domain-containing protein 106-like. The transcript is spliced from 5 exons. The coding region runs from base 1 to 540 and encodes 179 amino acids. The record is from RefSeq and is a predicted model, not a curated record. Gene Ontology annotation, cellular component: nucleoplasm. Lineage: Eukaryota; Metazoa; Chordata; Actinopteri; Characiformes; Serrasalmidae.